AUGGCUUAUAGAGACUCAUCCUCAAGCUUUAUCCACUUACAAAAGUCACAGCACGCACUUUAUAUUACAGGCUGGGUUCAUGAUGAGCUUCCUGAUGAAGAUAUUGAAGUUCCCGGCGCACAGAUUGGUGAUGAAGAUGAAGAAGAUUCACCACUGAUAAAUCAAAACAUAUUCGGUAUUCUGAGAUCUCAACAGAAGAAUAAAACACCUGUUUGGAAGGAUCUUGAUGUUCACAAGUUUUUGAAUGAUAAUACGAAAGCUAUAGAGGACCAUCAUGAUGAUUCUCUUUUCAAAAAAAUUGAUAAUCUAUAUGAUUUUGAAGAUAUAACACCAAUGAACCAAAAUGAACAAGCAAAGCAAAAUGAAUCUCAUGUCCAACAAGAAUCCAACCGCUCUGCUUCUCUUCCAUCAUUUGAAUUUACAACACCAAUGAAUGUUUCAAAUAUCAAUAAAACUACUCAAAGAAAUCAAAAUUUCCAAACACCGGCUGCUAGAAUACUGAGAUAA
Hansenula ciferrii is the source of this 507-nucleotide messenger RNA. Its product is annotated as Anaphase-promoting complex subunit 13. The coding region runs from base 1 to 507 and encodes 168 amino acids. Gene Ontology annotation, cellular component: anaphase-promoting complex. The record is from RefSeq and is a predicted model, not a curated record. NCBI's taxonomy places the organism in Eukaryota, Fungi, Ascomycota, Saccharomycetes, Phaffomycetales, Wickerhamomycetaceae. The transcript has a single exon. Gene Ontology annotation, biological process: positive regulation of mitotic metaphase/anaphase transition.